This is a messenger RNA of Prorocentrum cordatum, 1824 nucleotides long. Lineage: Eukaryota; Dinophyceae; Prorocentrales; Prorocentraceae. The record is from the annotation of a GenBank genome assembly.
AUGGUGCGCUGGCGAUGCCAGGCCGAGGGUGCGGCGCAGGCGGGGGUGCACCUGGGCAGCAGUUUCUUCAGCGAGAUCGACCCGAGCUUUUUGUUCCAUCUGUCGUCUUGGCGGCUGAAGCUCUUCGGACGCUGGAGCCGCCCUGAGGACAUCAUGCGCCUCGAGGGCCGAGCUCUGAUUGCAGGCGACGCGGCGCGGGCCAGUGCUGAGGCGGCGUGGCCCAGAGCCCUCGGCGAGACCGCAGUCCAGCGGGACAUCGUCGAGCAUGAGCGCUUCCUCGGGGAUGUCGAGCAGCGCGAUCAGCCAGGGCGCGACCACUCUGGCCAGGGCACCGCCGAGCCGCAUGCUGUCACGUCGGACGCGGUGGGAUGCCUCGUGACGGCAGCGGUGCGCUCUGGGCGGAAGGUGGUGAGAUCAGAGGUCUUGAGGCGACAGCGGGCAGUCGCGAGGUUCGACCGCUGCGCCCACAUGCGGAGCGACGUCGAGCCUGGAUUAAGCUUCUUGCAGACCAACAAGGUGAAGCCGCCCACACGCACCGCUUUCAGGGAACGCGCGCGGAACUUCCUGGAGUGGGCCAACGAGGGCUCGCUGGAGGAGAUCGCCGUCACGCGCCUGGACCAGCUGGCCGCGAAGUACCUGGACGUCCUGUUCUUCGGCGGGAUGGAGGUCGGCGAGGGGUCGAGGCUGUUGGCGGCCUUGCAGCACCUGAGGCCCAGCUUGGGCACAGCCAAGCACGGCAACAUCCCCGUGGCGCGGGCCGCAAUGGCGGGCUUCCGCAGGCGGGCCCACGGCACCUCGAGGGAGCCGCUGUGCCGACCGUGGGUGAUUGCUCUGGUCGGGGUGAGCCUGCUGCUGAAGGACCUCGGGUUUGCGGCGGCGCUGUGGCUGGCGUGGGGCGGCAUGCUGCGGCUGCCGUCGGACUUGGUCAGCUUGACCACCAAAUCCCUGAUCGGGCCUGGUCGCGGCAAGACGCCAAGAUGGGCCUUGCUUCUGCGCCUGAGCGGCGAGGAAGCGAGGAGCAAGAUCAUGGGCGCCGACGAGGGGGUCAUCUUGCUGGAGCCAGCCUGGCGCCAGGGCGGCGGCAGCGCACUUCGGCGAGUUCGGAGCGCGCGGGGCCCCAAUUGCCCGCUGCGGUCGUUCGACGGCCCGACGUUCACGCGGCGGUUCGAGGAGAGGCUGGCUGCGAUCCCUGGGGCGCCGUCGGCAGUGCCCUAUCAGGUUCGCCACGGUGGCGCAAGCCACGCGGCGGCGCUCCAGGGAUUACCUCUCGCGGGUAUCGGCGAGCGGCUCAGACGCGCCAACCCGCACAUCAGCUUGCGCUACGCCAAGCACGUCCGCUACCUGUCGCCGCUGGACCAGGCGCCGCUCGCGGUGACGGAGUGGUCCGACAAGGUGAUGGCCAGGCUCGGGCCUCUGCUGGACGGCACGGAGUCGCUCGAGGCCCCCGCCUUCAUGCAGCCGGCGGUGCUGGCGGGCUUGCGCGCCAGCUACGCCACGGUCUUCCUGGGCUCCCCGGAGUGCGUCUGCGUGGUGCUGCGGGCGCUGGCGGAGGGCGCCGCGUCCGCGCCCGUGCCCUUCGACCUCUGCGCGGUGGUCUCGCAGCCGCCCAAGCGGGUGCGCAAUAAGCCAGCCACGAAGACGCCCGUCCACGAGCUGGCGGAGGAGCUCGGAAUCGAGCACGUCUGGACCCCUGGCAACGCCAAGUACGAGCCCUUCUUGGAGGCCCUGGAGGAUCAGAGCUGGCCCCAGACGUGUGCAUCACCGCGGCGUACGGGCACUACCUGCCCAAGAGGUUCCUCAGGACCCCCCGGCUGGGCACCCUGA